Trichobilharzia regenti is the source of this 934-nucleotide messenger RNA. The record is from the annotation of a GenBank genome assembly. NCBI's taxonomy places the organism in Eukaryota, Metazoa, Platyhelminthes, Trematoda, Strigeidida, Schistosomatidae.
UAUUCAGUUCAGACAAUUUGGAUUCCACUUGAUAUGAAGUGUUUCUGAUGACGUGAGACGUUCUUUGUGAAUUCUGAAGUUUCUCUGGAUGAUGAUUUCAAUAUUGUCAAAAUCAAUUUUGUGGCCUGAUUCAUUUCCAGUCUACUAGAAUCAGAUACAACACUAUCACAAAGAUGUCCACUGGACACUAGUGAAAUAAUUAGGAGCUUAAAAUUCUGUCUAGAAAGUAAUUACUUAGCAUUUUAAGGGAGUUUAUAUAGACAGACAAAUAGUGUUGCUAUGGGUUCACCAGUCUCCCCAAUAGUCGCCGACCUUUACAUGAAUAAAUUCGAAUAUAAUAUCUUUUCAAGCAUACUCACUCCUAAAAUAUGGUUAGGAUAUGUGGAUGAUACUUUUGUAGUGCUAAAACGAGAUCUACACAAUUUAUUCCUGGAGAAAAUAAACUGUGUAUCUCCCAAAAUCCAGUUCACUUCGGAAGCAGAAUCAGACAUCGGUGAACUACCAUUUCUAGACUGCCUAGUUAAGAGAAAGGAAAACGGACAUUUUAGUAUAUCCAUAUUCAGAAAGAAAACCCACUUUAAUAAAUAUUUAGACUUCAAAUCAUCACACCCCGCAUCAGCGCAAAGAUUUCAGUUGUUUCAAGUCUUCUUAGACGAGCACACUCUUUGAUGAUGACGGAUGAGAAAGAAAAAGAAGAAGAAAUAUUAAACACUACUCAGACUCUCAAGCAAAACAGCUAACUACCCAAGGAUCUUCAUCAACAAAAUCAACACUGACAUUAAGUAUGGCCGAAAAUGCAUUCCGAAAACAUGGCCAUCAACAGUCGUCAUUCCAUAUAGGUCAGAGACAUCAGACGAUAUCAGAAAAGUGCUCAGUCAGCUCGACAUUGGAGUUUUCUUCAAAACAUCAAACACACUGCGAAACAACCUUGUCC